Molecule: messenger RNA, 1764 nt
Organism: Magnusiomyces paraingens
Lineage: Eukaryota; Fungi; Ascomycota; Dipodascomycetes; Dipodascales; Dipodascaceae
Exons: 1
Coding region: 1-1764 (587 amino acids)
Cellular component (GO): CCR4-NOT complex; CCR4-NOT core complex; P-body
Molecular function (GO): poly(A)-specific ribonuclease activity; nucleic acid binding
Source: RefSeq, a predicted model, not a curated record
AUGAGGUCUACGUUUCCUCCGGGUACCCGCAUGGUUGGGAAUCCGCCUGGGAUGAUGAUGGGCCAGAGCAUGAUGCCUCCGCAGAUGCUCCAACAGGGCCAGAACCCACAGACACAACAGACGGGCCAGCCUCAACAAGGUAAUGUGGUCGGGCAGUACCCCGGUGCCUAUAUGAAUGCUCAACAGCAACCUCAGCAGCAGCAACAGCAACAGCAACAGCAAUCGCAGCAGCAGCAGCAGCAGCAGCAAUACUCUCGUAUUCAACAACAAUCGGUUCUAAAUCAACAGCAACCUCAGCAAAAUCAACACCAUAAUCACAAUAACCAUGGGCAUAAUCAUAAUCAUAAUCAUAACCAACACCAUAACAGUCAUAACCAUAAUCACAGCCAGAACCAACAUCAUAAUCAACAACAGCAACAGCAGCAGCAACAGCAGCAACAGCAACAGCAACAACAGCAACAGCAGAAUCAAUCAGUUCAACAGUACCAGCCAUAUGGGUAUGCUGCCCAGCAACAGCAGCAAUUGCAACAGCAGCUGCCAACGUCUACAUCUGCUCAGUAUGGAAAUAUACCCGGCAUGGGGAACAUGCCAGGUGGAGCUGGUGGAGCCCCAGGUUUAUAUCCAGGAGCACCUGGUGGAGCAGAUCAAGCUCAACAACAAGUUCAACAACAACAGCAACAGCAACAGGUUCAACAACAACAAGUUCAACAAGUUCAACAACAACAACAACAACAGCAGCAACAACAACAACAAGUUGCUGCGGCAGUUGCAGCAGCAGCAGCACAAGCACAGUCUCAAAUUGCUGAAUCGAUCCGUCAUGUUUGGCGCUGGAAUCUAGAAGAACAAAUGGCCGUGCUGCGAGAAGUUGUAACAAAGUACAAAUAUAUUUCCCUAGACUGUAAAUUUCCUGGAAUUGUGGCUCGUCCCAUUGGGACUUUUAAAACAACAUCGGAAUACCAUUACCAAACUUUACGAGCAAAUGUGGACAUUUUGACAGUUGUUCAGAUUGGGAUGACAUUUUCAGACGAAUACGGCAACCGACCGGCCAAUAGUACUUGGCAGUUCAAUUUCAAAUUUAAUGAACGCGAAGACAUGGCAUCCAAGGAUGGACUAGAAAUUUUGCGUCAGUCGGGAGUUAACUUCGACAUGCUUGCAGUUGAGGGCAUUGAUGUAUUUAGCUUUGCAGAGCUACUUUUGACAAGUGGCCUUGUUCUGGAUCCAGAAAUCAAUUGGAUCACGUUUCACAGUGGCUAUGAUCUUGGUUAUCUUUUAAGCGUCAUGGUAAAUUCCUCACUUCCAGCCGAAGAAAUGGCUUUCUUAGACUUAGUGCGUUUAUACUUCCCCACUGUUUGGGAUCUCAAGUACAUUUUGCGGAGCCUUAGCUUCCCACCCCGCGCAACUCUCUACGAAGUAGCAGAGGAUUUCCAAAUCAUGUCUGGAAACGCCAUCUUUGCUGCCAUGAUUGCAUCUGCAAACGAAGCUCUGAUUACUAGUGCAAUUUAUUUUGAAAUGCGCAAACACUCGAAUGAUGCAACGUUGUCUAAGUUUGCAGGCCGUCUUUUCGGUCUCGGCGAGGGACUGGCUUCUGCAGCAGCUUCUACAAAUGCAACUGGAUCAUCCAACACAGGUCCCAACAAGACGCUGGGAAGUAACAGCAGCGGCAAUACUAAUAAUAGUCUUACGACUAAGGCUACCAACAGUCCGCGAGUGCGCAGCAGCGGAAUCAAUAUCACAUCACCUGCGUCCAAACAAACUGACAGCUAA